Molecule: messenger RNA, 1179 nt
Organism: Coffea eugenioides
Lineage: Eukaryota; Viridiplantae; Streptophyta; Magnoliopsida; Gentianales; Rubiaceae
Product: probable F-actin-capping protein subunit beta
Exons: 8
Coding region: 89-859 (256 amino acids)
Biological process (GO): barbed-end actin filament capping; cell morphogenesis; actin cytoskeleton organization
Cellular component (GO): cytoplasm; F-actin capping protein complex
Molecular function (GO): actin filament binding
Source: RefSeq, a predicted model, not a curated record
UCUCUAUCUACCUGUACAUACAGGGCUAUUAAGCAAUACAGUUGAAUGUAGAGAGAGAAAGUGGAGGUGGUGGUUUUGGUUUUGAAAAAUGGAGGCGGCAAUGGGGUUGAUGAGAAGAAUUCCGCCCAAGCAUACCGAAACGGCGCUUUCUGCACUGCUCAGCCUAUUGCCUCACCAUUCCUCCGAUCUCCUUUCUCAGGUCGAUCAGCCUCUCCAGGUUUUAUGUGAUGUGGACUGUGGGAAAGAGUUCAUAUUGUGUGAAUACAACAGAGAUGCUGACUCUUACAGGUCGCCCUGGUCAAAUAAAUAUCAUCCACCACUAGAAGAUGGACCUCAUCCAUCACCAGAAUUGAGAAAACUUGAGAUUGAAGCAAAUGAAGUUUUUGCUAUCUAUCGUGAGCAGUACUAUGAAGGUGGAAUUUCAUCCGUAUAUCUAUGGGAAGAUGAAAAUGAAGGGUUUGUAGCUUGUUUCUUAAUAAAGAAAGAUGGCUCGAAGACUGCACAUGGUAAAAGAGGUUACCUGCAGGAAGGAGCUUGGGAUGCCAUACACGUUAUUGAGGUGGGUCCCGAGGAAGAAGGAAAAGCCCAUUACUGUUUGACAAGUACAGUUAUGUUGUCAUUGACCACAAAUGAUGAGUCAUCAGGCACCUUUAAUUUGUCCGGAUCAAUUAGAAGACAGAUGAACAUGGACCUCUCAGUUGCAGAAGGUCAUUUAUGCAACAUGGGAAAAAUGAUUGAAGAAAUGGAGGGAAAACUUAGAAACUCUCUGGAUCAGGUUUAUUUUGGGAAAACAAAAGAAAUGGUUUGUACCCUGCGGCCUCCAGCUGAACUGGUGCAGAUGAGACUCCCUGAUAGCUGAGAUUCUUUUCUGCCUCUGUUAUAUGUGCUUUUAAGCACAUGGAUUUUCUUCAUCUGUACCAAUAGUUUGACACUACCCUAUAAAUUUAUAUUGUCUUCCACCAAUUCUAGUAAACCAUUUCGCCCUCAUUUUUCUCUAUAAAAGUAGUAGGUAGUAGGUCACUCUUGUGAUUAAUCAUGGCGUAAAUCUGCGGUUAUUUGAGGAAGAGAAGUUUGUUUACCGUCAAAUAGAUUUUCUGACCUUGAUUCUAGAGUAUAACAUACUUCAUUGAAUAUGUCCAUUUGUUUACUCAUCUAUUUAUUGGAAAUUUGGCGGGGCGA